AUGGCCUCAGAUACAGAUUUAACCCUUAAAGAGCUCUGGAAAGAACAUGACAACACCCUUUCCUGUCCCACACUAACUGAUGGGAAGGAGAGUAAUGGAACAGAAUUCAUCCUCCUGGGCCUCACCCAAAAUCCACAGCUGCAGAGGCUCUUAUUCAGUGUGUGCGGCCUGACCUAUGUGAUCACACUGGCAGGUAACAAGCUCAUCUCCGUCACCAUCUUCAUCAGCCCGGCCCUGGCUUCUCCCAUGUACUUUUUCCUGUCCUAUUUGUCCAUCAUAGAUGUUUUCUACUCUUCCUCCAUAGCCCCCAAGAUGGUCUUCGACUUGAUCUCUGAGAAGAGCACCAUCUCCUUCAAGGGCUGCAUGGCCCAGCUCUUUGCUGAACACUUUUUCACCGCAGCUGAGAUCAUCUUGCUCAUUGCCAUGGCCUACGACCACUACGUGGCCAUCUGCAAGCCCCUGCACUAUGUGACCAUCAUGAGCCGAUCCAUGUGUGCCUUCCUGGUGGGGGCCGCUGUGCUCUUAGGCUUUGUUCACAGUGGGAUACAGGUUCUACUUGUGGUCCAGUUACCAUUCUGUGGUCUCAAAAUCAUUGACCACUUCAUGUGUGACCUGGUCCCACUCCUGGAGCUGGCUUGCACUGACACUCGCACCCUGGGGCCCCUGAUCGCUGCCAACAGUGGCUCACUGUGUCUGCUCACUUUGUCUCUGCUGGCUGCUUCCUAUGUCAUCAUCCUGCGUUCCCUGAGGACAUACAGUUCUGCUGGGCGCAACAAAGCCCUGUCUACCUGUGCCUCCCAUAUCACAGUUGUCAUCUUAUUCUUUGUGCCUUGUUCAUAUCUCUACCUAAGACCCAUUACUUCCUUCCCCACCAACAAAGCUGUGACUGUGUUCUGCAUCCUAAUAACACCCAUGCUGAACCCUUUAAUCUACACCCUCAGAAAUGAGGAAGUAAAGAGAGUUAUGAAGAAGCUCUGGGGUCAAAUAAUG
This is a messenger RNA of Heterocephalus glaber (naked mole-rat), 990 nucleotides long. Lineage: Eukaryota; Metazoa; Chordata; Mammalia; Rodentia; Bathyergidae. The record is from RefSeq and is a predicted model, not a curated record.